Molecule: messenger RNA, 1011 nt
Organism: Helobdella robusta
Lineage: Eukaryota; Metazoa; Annelida; Clitellata; Rhynchobdellida; Glossiphoniidae
Exons: 6
Biological process (GO): regulation of DNA-templated transcription; negative regulation of canonical Wnt signaling pathway
Cellular component (GO): nucleus; transcription regulator complex
Molecular function (GO): protein binding; transcription corepressor activity
Source: RefSeq, a predicted model, not a curated record
UACGCGUUUCAAGUCGUUGGGCCCAAAACUUUACAACCGAUUUGGUUCCACCCGGACAUGUUAGGGGGUCCGGGUAUUCCCCAAGAGAUAAAACCCCUCGGUAUUUUGCCACAGGGUGAGGUGGUCUGCGCCAUUGCACUAAGUAACCCGGUUCAAAAUGUUUUCACUGGUGGCAAGGGUUGUGUCAAAGUUUGGGACAUAAAUUCCGUCGGCAAGUCAUCUCACAUCCACCAACUCAACUGUCUGUCUUCUGAUAGCUACAUAAGAUCAGUGAAGUUACUGAACGACGGCGUUACACUAAUCGUAGGUGGGGAGGCCAAUACACUAACUGUCUGGGAUCUGGCUGCUCCAACCCCUGUUAUAAAAGGAGAGCUGACAUCCGGAGCUCAGGCAUGUUACGCAAUGGCUGUUUCUCACGACUCGAGACUCUGCUACAGCUGCUACAGUGACGGCAACGUGGCCAUCUGGGAUGUACAUAAUAAUGAAAUUGUCAAACAAUUCCAAGGGCACAGCGAUGGAGCCAGCUGCAUAGACAUCUCCCCAGACGGCACCAACAUUUGGACCGGCGGCCUAGACAACACGGUUAAACAGUGGGACAUAAGAGGAGUGGGAGGAGGGGAAGAGAGGGCUGGCUCGGGCGACAACCCCCUACAGAAAUACGAGUACAUGUCUCAGGUGUUCUCCCUCGGUGUUUCUCCACUCGGUGAAUGGAUAGCGAUAGGAUUGGAAUCGGCUGAAAUUCGUCUGACGAACACAAUAACCCAGGACUCCUACCAGGUCAUCCUGCACACCAGUUGCAUUCUCACUCUCAAGUACUCGCCAGAUGGGCUGUGGUUUAUAUCGGCCGGCAAAGAUAAUGGUCUGUUUGGCUGGAAGGCUCCCUACGGCAUUAACCUCUUCCAGAAUAAAGAGCAAACUUCAAUACUCUGCUGCGACAUAUCAAACGACAACAAGUACAUCGUAACUGGCUCUGGGGAUAAGAAAGCCACAGUGUAUGAAGUCAUCUACUGA